Molecule: messenger RNA, 1533 nt
Organism: Lachancea nothofagi CBS 11611
Lineage: Eukaryota; Fungi; Ascomycota; Saccharomycetes; Saccharomycetales; Saccharomycetaceae
Source: the annotation of a GenBank genome assembly
AUGGGUCUUUAUGUUUUCUGCUUUAUCGCAGGAGUAAUUAUCUUUGGUCUGGUAAAAAUGAUUUUGCCGCCAUGGAACUUUCCCCGAAAUAUUCCAACGAUUCCAUUCUAUGUCACUUUUCUGGCUACCGUAUGGGACGUUGAUCAAGAAGACAUCUUCAACAUGUACCUUCGCGGACCCCUAGAGAAACAUGGGGCAGUGAAACUUUAUUUUGGUUCGCGCUGGAAUAUUGUUGUAUCGCGACCUGAACUGCUAGCUCAGGUGUUCAAGGACGAGGACACGUUUGCUAAAAGCGGUAACCAUAUAAAAAUUCCUUACGGUGUGAUUGCUGCUUAUACAGGCGAAAAUGUUAUCUCCGCCCACGGUUCUAUUUGGAGAUCUUUCCGCAAGGCAAUGACACCUGGACUUCAGUUUUUUGACCACAGUCCGAUGAUAAAGAAUGCAAACAUAUUCUGCUCAUUAAUUUUCAAGCAGUUAACUACGUUUGAAAUGUCAAGUAUCGAUAGCUCAAAUUCACCUCUAAAUGAGAAAGAGAAUCUCGAUCCGGCUUUUCCCCCAACCGGCAUCGUUACUAUGCCAGAACUUAUCCAAAGAUUGAGUCUUGCAAAUAUUUCUGAAGUAGCAUUAGGAUUCGAUGUUGGCACCUUAACAAAAGAUAAUUCUGAGAUUCAUCUCAAAUUAAAAAUUGUCAAAAGUAAUAUUUUUAAGUCCUUGUACUUGAAUUUUCCGAUGUUAGACCUUCUGCCUAUUCCUUCGCGGCAGCGUGCACGAAGAUAUGUUGAGGAAUUCAGAAGAUGUCUGAUGGACGCUGUUAGAUCUAAUUUGGUCGACAAUUACAAUUUUGAACAGACGUCGUUUGCUUCUUCUGAUUUAAUUAGAAGCUUUCAUCGCGAAGAAAUAUCAGAGAAGCAGCUCAUCGAUAACAUCGUAAUCGUUAUGGUUGCGGGCCACGAAAAUCCGCAGCUCCUGUUGACAACUUGUUUCUACUUGUUUGCUAAGCACAAAAAGUGGCAGGAACUGGUUCGAGCAGAGGUACUUGAUCAUGAUGUGGAAAAACUUGGUGAGCUCCCUCUAUUAAACAGCUUUAUUUUUGAAUGUGUUCGGCUGUAUCCCCCUCUAUCACAAAUAAUCAACCGUUGCACCACUAAGAAAUGCGUCCUUGGAACUGAUGUGAUAUUGCCCAAAAAUGUUUACGUUGGGUAUAAUGUUAUUUCCACUGGGAGGUAUAGAGCUGCUUGGGGUGAUACCGCCGAAAAGUUCAGGCCAGAGCGAUGGGGCGCUAGCAUUGACGAUAUUAUGAACGAAUGGAGACAUAGAAAGAACACUUGUGCUAUGAGUGCAUUUCACGGGGGGCGUCGGGCAUGUCUAGGAGAAAAGCUUGCCUUGAUGGAGGUACGCAUUGCUAUGGCAGCCGUUCUCAAACGAUUUGAAUGGACUCUAGCUCCAGAUUGGGUUGAUAAAGUUACUCCUGCCGGGCCAUUGUGUCCAGCUGGUUUGAAGCUGAGCUUCACGGAGUUGAUUUCGAGAGACUAA